Molecule: messenger RNA, 1461 nt
Organism: Phytophthora infestans T30-4
Lineage: Eukaryota; Oomycota; Peronosporomycetes; Peronosporales; Peronosporaceae
Exons: 4
Coding region: 1-726 (241 amino acids)
Molecular function (GO): nucleic acid binding; zinc ion binding
Source: RefSeq, a predicted model, not a curated record
AUGGAGCACCAUGGUGGCGGGGUGCAGCCGGAGCAUUUCAUGGCUGCGUUCGAACGCAUCGCGGCUGGCUUGAGUCAGCAGAACGCACAGAUUUACCAGGAUUUUCAGUCGUACCUCCAGGGGUACCAGCAACAGUUGCAGCAGCAGCUGCAGGCGCAGCACGCGCACCGAGAGCACAAGAUCGAGGGAGUCAGUAUGCCAACGUAUCACGGCCGUCCUCAUGAAUCUAACGGUCCUCGGGUCGUGGCUAUGUUAGCUGCCAAUUUCCGUGACGGUGCAGCGUCAUGGUAUCACGCCAAGGUCAUGGUAGAGCACCAAUUUCGUCUACGUGCUGAGUUGCGCCAGUGUCAGCAGCGUGGUUCUGUCGAUGACUACGUAGACCAUUUCUGUGAAGGUCUGAAGUCAGAGACAAAAAAGGAGGUCAUGUACCUGCGCUGUGCGACGCUUGCAGAUGCUAUUGCCGCUGCGCAAGCAUACGAACGAACGCACUUUUCGGGUGAGCGUGGCCGGCAACCGUCAAGCUCACGGGUUGCGGCAGCUUCUGAUGGACCGACACCCAUGGAUUUGUCUGUGGUAGAUAGUCGACAGAUUGACAAGCGUACAUGCCGGGAGCGUAAUCUGUGCUUCUAUUGCAAAGAAGUGGGGCAUCGGAUUGCCAACUGCCCACGCAGCAACGGCCAAAACACGGGACGCGCGCAGGGAAAUGGCGUGGCUCGGCAGAUGUAAGUGGAGUAUCUGUCGAGCCGGCAACGCAAGAAUCUCCUGCAAGUUGCGAGGCAUCAUCAAUUGAGAUCAUGGAGAUCUCUACCGUUUUAGUUGGACCCAGCACACCGUUUAUUAAGACGGUGUACAUCGCGGAUAAGCCGUUUCGAAUGCUGAUUGAUUCUGGGGCGUCUCAUUGCAUACUCAAGGAUGGUGCCUUGGAUACAUCCCAGAUGUCGAUAAUUCAAGUGUCUGCCCGCGGAUUUGAUGGUGGAGCCCAGCAACGGCUGGUUCCUGGAACCCUGGUGACCAGGGUGUACCUUUGCAACAUUGAUUUGAUAAAGCACUUGUCAGCACCAAGCGUACGCGUCAUGCUGCAGCAGGAAUCGAGAUCGAUUUGACCCAGGAAGGGUGACAAGCUUUCGACCGGAUGAGAGAGCUGUUGGCAACAUCUGCCACGCUGGAUUGCCACGACAAGUUUCUUCACGGAUGCGUCGGACGUGGGCUGCGCUGCCAUCAUUACCCAAGCGAAGGAGUAUGAUUCGAAGCGGUCAGCUCCAGUGCAUGAGCGGGGCUUUUACUGGCAGACUGUUAAACUGGACUGUCAUCGAAAAGGAGGCCCUGCUCGUAGUGCUGGCUUGUGAAAAGAUGGACUUCGUGUUGCUAUGUUCACAAAUAUUUUGAAUAUUUUGCGACCACAGGAAUUUGCUUCGCUUUUUCGCGUCGCAUAAGAGUGCUAAUAAACAUAUCAAAGGCAAA